This is a messenger RNA of Caenorhabditis remanei, 576 nucleotides long. RefSeq lists its product as uncharacterized. The record is from RefSeq and is a predicted model, not a curated record. Lineage: Eukaryota; Metazoa; Nematoda; Chromadorea; Rhabditida; Rhabditidae. The transcript is spliced from 3 exons. Bases 1 to 576 code for a protein of 191 amino acids.
AUGGCAUCGAAUGACACGUUGCGAAAUGAUGUAGAUGAAGAAAAAGGAACGACGGCAGAUGGUACAGCUGCCAAACCACCGCCACCGCCUACGCUGUAUAAAAUAAUCAAUCGGAAGAAUGAGGCGCCGUUCGAAUUGAAGCUUAUCCCCGACAUUCUCAUUUUCAAGUAUUAUAUGGUUCCCGCCUAUGCCACGUUCACUAUUCACAACACGAAGACGGAGAAGCACGCGUUUAAGGUCAAAUCAAGUGACAACAACGUGUACCAGGCGAAACCAAGCGUCGGAUUCAUAAAACCGGGUGAGAAAGUCCAUAUCCGAGUGAUGUACCAAAAUCCAGCCCAGACGGGACCGGCUGACUGUGACUCGAAAAAACACGUGGCAGUGUAUCACGUGACUGCUGGAAACGCGAAAACUUAUAAGGAAGCGUUCGCGAAGAAAGAGAAGCGAGAAGGUGUCUAUCACUACUACUGUAACCAUCAGGCAGAGGUUCAGCAAGUGGCGGAUGGUGAUGAGGAGAAAAAAGAUGAGAAUCAAGAGGAGAAGAAAAAAGAUGAGAAUCAAGAGGAGAAGAAAUAA